AUGACGCAGGUGGUCGUUAUCGUGUUAGAGCUAUUCUCGGAAAUUCAGAGAAACGUAAACGAGAAACUCAGAUUCAGUUGUUUCGCUCGGCCACUCCUUGCUGAAUACGACAGUUACAUCAGUAAGGAAGUUUGGGAAUUUUUAGAAGGUGAUGGGUCCAGUUCGGAGGGCGUGUUACAGCGGCUAUCUAGUGAAAGUAGUUGUCCGCCGUAUAAAAACCGACGGACCACUGAUGUGAGGCACAUUCAGACUCAUCUUUUCUUCUCUAGCACGUUCACCAUGAGGACAUUCUUAGUUUCCCUACUGCUCGUCGUGGCCGUCGUCGCCGGUACCGACGAGAAGAAACAUGACAAACGCGGUAUCCUGCACGGCGGCUUCGUGCCGAGUCCCAUUGAUCACGGGUACGACCAUGGAUUCGGACACGGAUAUGGAUACGGGCACGGGCAUGGACACAUUCUUCAUGGCGGAAGCAUCGGCCACGGAGGCUUCAUCGGAGGAAUAUCGCACGGUCAUGGAGGUUAUACACCCGGCUUCGGUCAUCAUCAUGGCAUUGAUAUCGGUCAUCAUCAUGGCAUUGAUAUCGGUCAUCAUCAUGGCUCGGUUCAUCACGUGCACGGAACCAUCGUGAACCGCGUGGUGCCGGUGCCAGUGCCCGUGCCCCAUCCCGUCCCGGUGACCCGUAAGGUGCCCGUGCCAGUGCUGCACCCCGUACCCGUCGAGGUGAAGCGCCCGGUUCCCGUCUCGGUGCCACACCCGUACCCGGUCUUCAUCACCAAAGCCGUCCCCGUAAGCGUGCCCCGUCCGGUCCCAGUGCCAGUGCCCCAUCCCGUGCACGUGCCGCAUCCAGUGCCGCACCCAGUCCCAGUCCCGCAGCCGGUCCCCGUGCCAGUACAUCAUCACGAACCUUACCCGGUGCCAGUGCACCCUCAGCCGAUCCAUCCGAUCGCGCCGAUCGCACCCAUUGCACCGGUCGCGCCAAUCCAUCCGAUCGCGCCGAUUCCAUCUAUCGCACCGAUCGAACUUGGACACGUUGGACAUAUAGGACACGGUCAUUUUGAAGGGGGUGCGUUAGAAGGAGGACACAGCUCCAGCCUCUCCAUCGGCUCGGUGGGUCUAUCGGCGCCAGAUCUUCAUGUGAGUGAGCACUUGCAUGGUGGCAUCGAACACGCCAGCGACGGAUACUCGUACCCGAUACCAGCGAAGAAGUUCCUCUACUGAAACUGAGGAUAAGGAGGAAGGAGUCCGUGUUGAGAGAGCGACGUAUCUCGAUCAGCUCGCACGUAGGCACGCGGGACACGGCUGGUCCGAAUCACACCUUACUUAUUCCUGCGUUUUCACUUGAGUUUUAUGAAUUCGCGAACACGACGGGACGUCGGUGAGAUCACGAUUCAAAAUUUCGCACAAUUUUGCUGGAACCGCAAGAAAUCGGGGACUGAGGCAUGUAUCGGUUUUACUUUCGCGCGUUCGACAGUGACAGGAGAAAGGAUGAGAGAGAGAGAGAGAAAGAGAGAUAUUGCACAUUUCGAGGGCGCGUGAAAGUAACGCGAUGCUAAGGCCAAGAAGACGGAUCAUGCGAGGCGCGCGCGCGAUAUGAAGAUAAAAGUAAUACGAGAAUCUAUUUAAUAUUUCCUGUUAUGGUAAUCCGGCACGGAUGGGAGAAGAUCGCCAACAAAUCACUUGAGACGUAUCGCUUGCCCGUCUGGCUGGAUCGUAUUCCGAAGAGAACACGAUCACAGAUGCAGAAUCAAUCGCGACUAUUUCCGCGUCUUUUAUCCUCGAAAUUUUUAUACCAAAAAAAGGUCUACCACCAUUAUACAAUUAUACCGAAUUAUAAAUCAAACUAGGUGGGUUUUUAAUCAUAAGCACAAUCGUGUAAACUGUUUAAUGUAUUUGUAAAUAAAGUAAAUCUUAUAUUA
Messenger RNA from Ooceraea biroi (clonal raider ant), 1916 nucleotides. RefSeq lists its product as uncharacterized. Lineage: Eukaryota; Metazoa; Arthropoda; Insecta; Hymenoptera; Formicidae. The record is from RefSeq and is a predicted model, not a curated record.